AGGCUUGAGCUCUUGUAUCAAACUGUCUUCCAUAACGAUUGCUCAUGCAGUUCAGAGGCGCAGCCUUGAACGGAUAUCACUUGGCGCUCAGAUAGCCAGAGUCUUCUCAGCGCGUGCUCAUCCGCCAUUGCAAUUUCGCAGUUCCGGUGAUAUAUCGGAUUUCCCGAAGGACACCCCCAGAAAGAAACACCGUUCCCUGUCGAUACGAAACUCGUCCGCAAAGAAAAGAAGAACUUGGUUCAAGAUGAAGAUCGCAGUCGAGGGAUGUUGCCAUGGCCAGCUUGAUAAUACAUACGCGGAAAUAGCGAAACACGAGCGAGAAGGCAGCUAUAAGGUGGACCUACUUCUAAUAUGUGGUGAUUUUCAAGCGGUGCGCAAUCGAGGCGAUCUCCGGUUCAUGGCUGUCCCGGACAAAUACAAGAAACUUGGCGGCUUCCAUCGUUAUUACACCGGCGAGGCAAAGGCGCCCGUAUUGACCAUUGUCAUUGGUGGUAACCAUGAGGCGAGCAACUACAUGUGGGAGCUAUAUCAUGGUGGAUGGCUUGCUCCGAACAUAUACUACCUGGGAUCCGCUGGUAGUGUGUUGGUGAAUGGCUUACGCCUGGCUGGUAUCUCCGGAAUCUACAAGCCAGAUCAUUAUACAAUGGGCCAUCACGAGCGAUUUCCCUACAAUUCAAGUCAUAUGCGAUCCAUUUACCACACACGCAUUUAUGACGUCCAGCGCCUCAUGCUCCUAGAGUCACCCGACAUCUUUAUCUCUCAUGACUGGCCGCUCUCCAUCGAACAACAUGGCGAUACCCAAGGUCUUCUCCGGCAUAAGCCGUUCUUCAAGGAAGAGAUCCGAACCAAUACUCUUGGCUCGCCGCCGCUACUGCAAUUACUCAAUACCAUCCGCCCCCAACGAUGGUUUGCAGCUCACUUGCAUACUCGCUUCGAGGCGGUUUACAAACAUGACGCUCCAACCAAAACUGUGGCAAUGCCUGCUGUGGCAGAACCAGGGACUAAUCCCGACGAAAUCAUCCUUGACGAGGACAUGGAUGAAGGAGAUCGGAAGAUUGAUGCUGAAAUCAAAGGCGAGGCCUCUGCUCGAACGAUGUCCGAGAACCCCGAUGAAAUCGCCCUGGAUGAUGAGGAAGAUGCAGGUAAUCAGGAGGCUGAUGGAGUUUUUGGUGUCAAGUCCACGGAAACGUGUCCAGCACCGUUACCACCGCCAACGCGAGAAUCGACGCAGUUUUUGGCCUUGGAUAAGUGUCUACCGAAGCGCAGAUAUUUAGAAAUCGUUGAUGUGGACACACCUAUACCGAUUGGGCCGCAUGGUCCACUGAUGACUUUCAAUCCUCAAUGGUUGGCAAUUAUGCGGGCUGCCUUCCCAUACCUUUCACUGGAGGCACAUCAACAAGCUAUGCCCGAUUUGAAUACCAUGAAGACAGAAGUCGAACGUGAGGGAAAGUGGAUCAAAACCCAUCUGACCCGCGGAGGGACAAUCCCUGUGACGGAUGUGCAAGAAUUCAAGAAGACUGCGGUCGGUGGGACCGCCCAACCAAGAGGAAUACAUUGGUAUACUAAUCCCCAAACCGAGGCGUUAUGCAGGCUGCUGGAAUUGGAGAAUGUCAUCAAUCCGCCCCCCGCCACUCUCACCACUUCCAGUAUCCCGACUGAAACUGAUGCGCCGAAAGCAGAUGUAUCUGUAGACGCGGUCUAG
Dacryopinax primogenitus is the source of this 1702-nucleotide messenger RNA. Its product is annotated as Metallophos-domain-containing protein. The coding region runs from base 245 to 1702 and encodes 485 amino acids. Gene Ontology annotation, molecular function: RNA lariat debranching enzyme activity. Gene Ontology annotation, biological process: mRNA splicing, via spliceosome. Gene Ontology annotation, cellular component: nucleus. The record is from RefSeq and is a predicted model, not a curated record. The transcript has 6 exons. Lineage: Eukaryota; Fungi; Basidiomycota; Dacrymycetes; Dacrymycetales; Dacrymycetaceae.